Musa acuminata AAA Group (dessert banana) is the source of this 758-nucleotide messenger RNA. Its product is annotated as acyl carrier protein 1, mitochondrial-like. Gene Ontology annotation, cellular component: mitochondrion. NCBI's taxonomy places the organism in Eukaryota, Viridiplantae, Streptophyta, Magnoliopsida, Zingiberales, Musaceae. The record is from RefSeq and is a predicted model, not a curated record. Gene Ontology annotation, molecular function: acyl binding; acyl carrier activity. The transcript is spliced from 2 exons. The coding region runs from base 136 to 513 and encodes 125 amino acids. Gene Ontology annotation, biological process: fatty acid biosynthetic process.
ACGAGGGGUAAAAACCGCAGUGGUCUCUCCUCAGUAUUACACCUCUACUGCUGAGCCUGUGCGCCGCCCUCAUCCAUUUCCGUCGAAGGCGCUGAAUCGAAGAGGGAAGAGGGAGGAGGGAAGACUAAUCGAGCGAUGGCAUCCGCGCUGCGAGGGGCGAUCCUUGGUCACGUCCGCGUCCCGAUCCGAACCCUAGACCGGUUGGGAUCCCUCUCAUGCCUUCAGACCUCGAUUCGAUCGAUGUCGUCCCACGGCGACGACCAUCUCACCCGUGAGGAGGUGGUCGAUCGGGUCCUCGACGUCGUCAAGAGCUUUCCCAAGGUCGAUCCCGCCAAGGUGAACCCGGACGUGCAUUUCCAGACGGAUCUGGGGCUGGAUAGCUUGGACAAUGUGGAGAUUGUGAUGGCUCUGGAGGAGGAGUUUAAGCUGGAGAUCCCCGACAAGGAGGCCGACCAGAUCGUUUCCUGCCCCCUCGCCGUCGAGUACAUCGCCGCACAUCCGAUGGCAUCUUGAUUGACGCGAAGCUCGGGGGUUUUCUCAUUGCCUAAUCUUGUAAUUUCAUUCUAGUGCCUCAUCUGGUUACACUCUUUUUCUUGUUUUUUUGAAUUCCCUUCAGGAGAUAGACUUCGGAACUGAUGGACGAAUAAUGUCGAUCCGUCCAAAAACUUGCUUGGAUGCACAACUAGAAGUUUCAAAUUCAUUGACUUGUGUUGAAACCGGCACUUAUUGAAAAUGUCUUGCCGAUUGGUUUCGUCGCA